AUGAAGUUCGGUGCUGCUCUUCUGGUCUUGGCCACAUCGGCCCUGGCUAACAACAUCCGGCGGGGAGGAGAUGAGUACGAGAGCCCAGACUCUGAGAGCGGAAAAGACUACGAGACUGGCGAGAACGAGUAUGGACAAGAUGAAGGAUACGGGGAGAAGGGCCACUACGAGCACGAGGUUAAGGAGGUCGCUGUGACCUACACCACCACAACCGUCUGUCCUGUCACCUAUACUCAUUAUAAGGAGGGAACCACCUACUGCGAGACCAAGCUCACUACCUCAACACUCGUUGUUGCUGAGACUAAGACUGUCGAUGUCACAGUCAAGGAGCCCGAUGUCACCAAGCACUACACUGAUGUUGACUACGUUACCAGAACAACAGUGUGCCCUGUUACCCAGACCAAGACUGUUGCUGGAGAGGUUAUUACUGAGGUCUACACGACUACCAGCAUUAUCUACGACGUUGUCAAGUCUACCGACUAUGAGCACGUUAAGCAGCCCGAUGUGACCAAGCAUGAAACCGAUGUUGUCUACAAGACACGAACUACUGUCUGCCCCGUGACAGUCACCAAGACCAUCGCCGGUGAGGUUGUCACUCAGACAUACACAACCACCAGCAUCAUCGAGGAGGUCGUCAAGUCCACUGGCUACGAGCACGUCAAGCAACCCGAUGUUACUAAGUAUGCUACUGAUGUCGAAUACGUUCAUAAGACCAAGGUCUACCCCGUCACUGUCACCAAGACCAUUGCUGGUGAGGUCGUCUGCGAGACUUACACCACCACCAAGGUCAUUGAGGAGAAGGUUGCUACAACUGAAUAUGAGCAAGUCAAGCAGCCUGAUGUGACCAAGUACGAGACCGAUGUUGUCUACAUCACCAAGACCAAUGUCUACCCAGUCACCGUCACCAACACUAUUGCCGGCGAGGUCAUCACCAAGGCCUACACCUCUACCGAGUACGUUGUCGAGAAGGUCCACAGCACCGUCUACGACCAGGUCAAGCAGCCCGAUGUUACCAAGCACGAGACAGAUGUUGUCUACCACACCAAGUACGAGGUUUAUCCCGUCACCGUCACCAAGACCGUUGAGGGUGAGGUUAUCACCAACGUUUACACUUCCACUUCCGUCAUCGUCGAAAAGGUUACCACCACUGUGCCCGCCGUCGAGACCAUCGUCAAGACUAUCGGCAAGGGCGAGGUCGUCACUCAGUACUCCAAGGUUUACCACACCGUUGGUGGCGGUACCGUCUAUGAGACUGUCGCUCCUCAGCCCACCACUGUUCAGGCUCCCGAGACAGAGGUUGUCACCCAGCCUGAGGUCACCGUCCCUGCCACUCCCACCAUUGCCCCUGAACCCGUUGCCACUGGGGCUGCCGCCGCCAACAAAGCUCCCGUCUUUGCCUUCAUGGCUGGUAUCCUCGGUGCCGUCGCUCUCAUCUAA
Fusarium proliferatum ET1 is the source of this 1437-nucleotide messenger RNA. RefSeq lists its product as uncharacterized. The coding region runs from base 1 to 1437 and encodes 478 amino acids. NCBI's taxonomy places the organism in Eukaryota, Fungi, Ascomycota, Sordariomycetes, Hypocreales, Nectriaceae. The transcript is spliced from 2 exons. The record is from RefSeq and is a predicted model, not a curated record.